AGGCGACGCAUCAGUAAGCAGGAUAAGAAACAGAGAAGUGCUCUGCAUAUCGCGUGUGCUCUUGGAUACGACGACGUGGUACAGUUACUUUUAGGAGUAAAUGCAGAUCUGAACCUUCGCGAUGAUAAAAAUCAAUCGGCCUUAAUGAAGGCGGUGCAGGGAGGACAUUGGACCUGUGUCCACAUGCUCCUGCAGAACUGUGCAGAUCUCACCCUGCGGGACAGUGAGGGAGACACAGCGCUGCACAUGGCAGCGGGCACCUCGUGUGUGUCCAUAGCUCAACUGCUCCUGGAGCGCGGGGCUCAGAUAAAUGUCCUUAAUGGCCGUGGUCUUACCCCUCUGAGUGUGGCGCUCCGCCUGGACCACACUGACAUGGUGAAGUUUCUUCGAAAGAACGGAGCAAAUGCCAGAGUCCGGAAAUAUAAACCAUAUACUCCAUUUAGAGAAACCUUCACACUGAUGAGCACGAUUGAAGAGGAGGAUGAAGAGGACGAGCCUGAGGAAGAGGACGAGCCUGAGGAAGAGGACGAGCCUGAGGAAGAGGCUUUGAGACUGGGAUCAGAAGGUAUCAGUGAUGAGGGGUCGUCUUGUGACUUUGACUUCACAAACAGUCCUAAGAGGUACAGCCCCCAGCAAACAUCUCCAUCUGAACCAGGACGAGCUUCUCUGGAGUUUGAGUUUGAACCAGGUCCUGGAGAGUCUCUCCCUGAGGUCUCCACCUCCAUCAAUGUCCCAUCGUCUGGGUCGACUGGUUCCGCUGACUCGGACACAGAAGACCUGGAGAAAGUAGAUUUGAAAAAUGAUCUUCAGGAAAUUACAGAGACCAAGUCGACUCUGGAGCAGAAUCAUCUGGAGUUACAAAAUGAGGAGAGUCGUCAGAAUGAUACAAUGAUGUGCGACGAGUUUAAAGAAAAGCUUCAGAGGAAGGAGGAGCAGCUUGAACACGAGAGACAAGAAAAACUGAAGAUGGAAGUGAGACAACAAAAGCUGGAGCUCGAGAUGAAAACCAUGAUGGACAUGAUGAAACAGCAAGAGGAGGCCCACCGUGAGACUCUGAGGCUUCUGGAGCAGGAGCACAGUGCACGAGCUCUUCAGGAAGAACACCUCAUCUCACUGAGAGAAAAUCUUCAGCGCUCACAGGCAAACAGCAGCCUCAAAGAGAGACGCCUUUUACAAAAAAACAAGGCCCUUAAAAAGCAACUGGAAGAAGCUCUCAGUGAAAUCAAAGUGAUAAGUGAAUCCCUGGAGCAGGAGCGCAGUGCACGAGAAAAAGAGGCUCAGGAGGCGGCUAAGAGCAGGGCUCAUUUUACGUUUUCCAAAGAUGGUUUACUUUUAACUGAGCAGCGAGGAGCAGGAGCAGACUCCAGCUUCACUCACAGCCCCCAGUCACCGGGUUCUAUCAGAGCAAGAGGUGAAGAGCCUCUACAGUUUAAAACUGCAGGUGUUGGAGAAAGAGAAGGAAGAACUCUCCUCACAGAUAGAAACAUUCAAGAAGAAAGUGACAAACGCUGCGGUGGACGAGUUGGUGAUGGACGCUCGUCUGAAAUUAGAGACGUUCAGGAGCUCAGAGCUGAAGGCAGAAGUGCACAGGCUGCGCGCGUUAGUCACAAAGCUCAAGCAGAAGCACUAUUCAUGACAGGAAGAAGGAAGUGCAGAGACACAAAUGGAGGCGGCGCACACAGAAGCGUCCUGGAGUGA
Messenger RNA from Boleophthalmus pectinirostris (great blue-spotted mudskipper), 1698 nucleotides. Its product is annotated as ankyrin repeat domain-containing protein 26-like. Lineage: Eukaryota; Metazoa; Chordata; Actinopteri; Gobiiformes; Gobiidae. Gene Ontology annotation, molecular function: protein binding. The annotation marks the transcript as partial. The transcript has a single exon. The record is from RefSeq and is a predicted model, not a curated record.